AUGGCCAGUAAAACGAUGGCAAGGGGCAGAAAAAAUCCGGCCAGUGUGGUGGCCACCAAAAGCAACCAUAUGGACACCGAAAGUGACGAACAAGAGUACUCAGCUCUUAACCGAAAGCUGCAGAGCAAGGUAGAAGCUCUGAAAAUCAUGCGUUACGAGCUGGAAAAAUGCCGCACAGAACGGGAUCAAUUCAAGCUUAUGGCCGAAACCAUUCAAUUGCGCUACUCGGCCAUCAAAAAUAGUUUGAACGCUCCUGAUUUUCAGGCUGCUGGUUUUGGAAACACUUCCGCCGUGAGCCUACUGGUUAAACAAACGCGCGAACGCAACGAAGCCCUGACGACGGAAGUGGAAGCCCUCAAGCAACGCCUGUACGAUCUCGAGGGUGACAUCAAGGUGGUACGCGCAAGGAAUGUCGAGCUGCAAGACACCUGUUCUAAGCUGCGAACGGUGAAUGAUUCGCUUCUCACGGAUAGUGGCGAUAAAACAUGGCAAGCAGAAAAAUCGCAACUUAUCGCGCAGCUGGAACAACUCCGAAAGCGAAACGCUCAACUACAGUAUGACUUUCGAUCGUUGCUGGAUGAAAAAGAAGAAACUGUAACCGAAAGAGACGCGUACAAAUGCAAGGCGCAUCGACUGAACCAUGAACUGACCGUAGCCCUGCGUGGUGCCGGCGGGAACUCACAGACCCUGCUCGACAUCGACGGGCUAAUUCUGGAAAACAAAUACCAGACAGAGAAGAUUACAAACAUUGAAAAUGAACUAACGCUUGCUCGCCAAGCAGCAAGCAAAUACAAGUCCAUGCUGGAAACAAACAGGAAGAAAGGCAUCAUUAAACUAGGCACUAACAACAAUAACAAAACUAUCAUGUCUCACUCGCAAGUGAAGCACCUCCUAGAAAACGGCACAGUAGAUGAGUUGCCACUGAGAGCAGCCACUAUAUCUGAUCUGAAAUCACUUUGCCUAGCGCUACUGGACAAUGUGAACGAUAAAAGUCUCGCCUUAUCGCAUCAGAAAAGGACCAACAAGCUGUUAGCUACCAAAAUUGGAGAGCUGGAGCGACACAUAAAAAUGCUCUCCGGCUGUGAUCGGACCAGUAUGGCGAGCCUGUCUCCUUCGCAAUACUUACUAAACGGUUACAGUUCCGCAACAGUUGAUCAAGACCAGGAAGACGAUACGGUCGUCCGACGUAGUGCUGAAGUGUCUGAAACAAAUGGGCAAUUCGCAAAUAGUUCCAGUGGUCCUUCUCAAAGCGGACCUCGAACGGAACCCCUGUCAUCUAGCUCGAACAAAAGCUGCGUGCUGACAUGCUCCGAUGACGAGGACGAUGACGUUGCCGGCUCUCGCACCGAUAACAGUGCGACUUCAACUAAAACGGAUGAACUACAUGCGGCAAUAGCGCAGUUGGUUGCGUCUGUCGAACGAGAUCUUAGCGCUGACGAACAGCUUCCACGGCUACCGGAUGAUAUCGCUGCAUUGAUCGAACAGUUUAAGGAAUAUCCUAGUGAGAAUAUUCCAUAGAUGCCUGAGCGAUUUGUACUGUUGAUCACAAAUGGCGAUGUACUUUAUGCUUCUUUUUUGCUUACUGCACUUAACAGUACUCUUCCGAAAGGACAUCGUUUAUUUAUUUUAAUCUUGCCAUUGUGUACUACUAAUGUUAUUGAUUCGGCAGAGGUGUGGAACAAUUGU
Molecule: messenger RNA, 1686 nt
Organism: Anopheles nili
Lineage: Eukaryota; Metazoa; Arthropoda; Insecta; Diptera; Culicidae
Product: coiled-coil domain-containing protein 149
Exons: 5
Coding region: 1-1518 (505 amino acids)
Source: RefSeq, a predicted model, not a curated record